This is a messenger RNA of Salvia miltiorrhiza (redroot sage), 678 nucleotides long. RefSeq names its product somatic embryogenesis receptor kinase 2-like. The record is from RefSeq and is a predicted model, not a curated record. NCBI's taxonomy places the organism in Eukaryota, Viridiplantae, Streptophyta, Magnoliopsida, Lamiales, Lamiaceae. The coding region runs from base 1 to 678 and encodes 225 amino acids. Gene Ontology annotation, biological process: protein phosphorylation. The transcript is spliced from 3 exons. Gene Ontology annotation, molecular function: ATP binding; protein kinase activity.
AUGAUCUCCAAAAUCGCAUCAUCAAAACCAGUAAAUGCAUAUAAAAAGAAGCGCAUGCAAACUAAUGAACAUAGAUUUUUCUUAAUUGCGGGGGAGAGAGAGAGAGAGAGAUUAUCUUAUCUGCACGAUCACUGUGACCCGAAGAUCAUUCACCGUGAUGUGAAAGCCGCAAAUAUACUAUUGGACGAAGAGUUUGAGGCGGUCGUUGGAGAUUUUGAUUUGGCGAAGCUCAUGGAUUACAAGGAUACACACGUGACCACCGCUGUUCGUGGAACUAUAGGACACAUAGCUCCCGAGUACCUGUCCACCGGAAAAUCUUCAGAGAAAACCGAUGUUUUUGGAUACGCCAUCAUGCUUCUCGAGCUGAUAACGGGGCAGAGGGCAUUCGAUCUUGCUCGCCUUGCAAAUGACGAUGAUGUCAUGUUGCUCGAUUGGGUGAAAGGGCUUCUAAAAGAGAAGAAAGUGGAAAUGCUGGUUGAUCCUGAUUUGCAGAAGAACUAUGUGGAAGCGGAGGUGGAGCAACUAAUACAGGUGGUGCUGCUGUGCACACAGAGUUCUCCGAUGGAGCGGCCCAAGAUGUCGGAGGUGGUGAGGAAGAACACCUGCAGCCAACACAUACACACACAGCCCAAUAGAGGCCACCGGCGAGGAAGAUGUCGGCGGUGGAAAAGAGAGUGA